Molecule: messenger RNA, 2342 nt
Organism: Morus notabilis
Lineage: Eukaryota; Viridiplantae; Streptophyta; Magnoliopsida; Rosales; Moraceae
Exons: 2
Coding region: 54-2039 (661 amino acids)
Source: RefSeq, a predicted model, not a curated record
AUAUAUAUAUAUAUCCUUUCUCAGGCUUCUACCAGUAAACCAAAUAGACAAGAAUGGGGGAAGAAGAAGAACGAGAGGAAGAAGCUCAGCGGCUGAAGUCUCUAGCAGAGGCCAAGUACAAGGACAACAAGCUCAAAUUAGCUCUCAAAUAUGCGAAGCGGGCCCUACGCCUCUGCCCGAAUCUCGAUGGCCUCUCCGCGAUGGUCACCUCCGUUGGCAUCCUGCGUGCGGCUUCCAAAUCUACCGCGGUACCCGAGUGGUACAAGAUCCUUCAGGCUGAGCCAUUCUGCCAUUUCAACACCAUUAAGAAGCAGUACAAGAAGCUUGCUCUCCUUUUACACCCGGAUAAGAACCCCCAUGUUGGUUCUGAGGAGGCCUUCAAGCUUGUCAAUGAGGCGUUUCGAUUCCUUUCGGAUAAAAUUAGGCGCAAGGAGUAUGAUAUGAAGCUCAGGAUUCAGAUUCAGGAUGAGAAAAUGAAGGAAAGCGAGGAAUCUGUUAGGGGGGAUACGUUUUGGACUGCGUGUUCGACGUGCCGGCUGUUGCACCAGUUUGAGAGGAAGUAUUUGGGGCAUAAUUUGGUUUGCCCGAGUUGUAGAAAAAGCUUCGAGGCCGUCGAGGUUGGGACUGAUGAAGAUGGUGGUGGGGAAGAUGGGAUUAAUACUGUUGGGGCUAGAAGUGAGAGACCGAAGAGGAGGAGUUCAGGGGAUGGUGAGGGAAUAAGCCCUUCAAUUUCUAACCUGAAAAUUGGUGGCGUUCGAUCGGGGAGAAGAGUGGUCAGUAGUGAAAAGUCUAAGGGAAGGGCAAAGACUGAGGAAUUGAAGAGGAAAGGUGAAAAAGAAAUUGGAGAUUUGAAGAAGGAAGCCAGUAGUGGAGAAUGGAGUAGUGGGAGAUUGAGGAAGAGAAUGAGUAGUGUUGGGGAGAUCAUGGAGAGGUCUGAGCCGAAGAGGGUCAAAAUAGAUGAAGGGACAAUGACACUAGCCGAGCUUCAGUCUCAAGUCAAGCAAAAAGCUCGGGAGCAAAGGAUGAGAUUGAAGUUAAAGGAGAGGAAAGAGAAGGAUAAAGAAAAGGAGGAGAGGAAAGAAAGGGAGAAGGAGAAUCAAAAGGAGAGGGAGAAGGAGAAUCAAAAGGAGAAGGAGAAUGAGAAACAAAAGGUGGAGAAGGAGAAGCAUAGAGAACAGGAGAAAGAGAGGCGUGAGGUUCCAAAGCGCAACAGGAAUUUGGUGGCUGAGAGAGACUCGGUGCUAAAGAAGAGUAAGGAUUUAGAAUUGGUAAACCCUGCGGCGUCGAAGAAGAGUUUGCGUUCAGGAUUAGAGAGGUGUAGAGGGUCAAGAGAUAGUGAUACAGAGAUAAUGGCGGUGGAGGAUUCCGAUUUUUAUGAUUUUGAUAAAGACAGAGUUGAGAGAAGCUUCAAGCAAGGACAGGUCUGGGCUAUAUACAGUGACGAUGAUGGGAUGCCGAGAAAUUAUGGUUUGAUCGAUGACGUUGUUUCUGUGAAUCCUUUUGAGGUGAAGCUAAGUUGGUUGGAUCUUCAGAGUAGUGGAGAUGAGGGACUACGUUGCUGGGAGAGAAUGGGGUUUCAUCUCUCUUGUGGGAGAUUUAAAGUUUCUAGGAAAACUUCUAUUAAUUCUUUGAAUAUCUUUUCUCAUGCUGUGGAUUGUGAAAGAGCAGCUAGGGAGGUUUUUAGGAUUUAUCCGAAGAAAGGCUCUAUCUGGGCACUUUAUAAGGAGUCAACUUUUAGCAGAGAAGGAAGAAACCUUUCUGUUAGGGACAGAAGGCGCUACGACAUUGUUGUGUUCUUAACAACAUACAGUGAGAUGCACGGUCUUAGCAUGGCGUAUCUUGAGAAGGUUGACGGGUUUAAGACGAUAUUCAAGAGACGCGAAAUUGGUUCCCAUGCCAUUAGGUGGCUAGAGAAAGAUGAUAUUCGAUUGUUCUCGCACCAAAUUCCUGCAAGGAAGCUCUCUGGCGAUGAGGCUCCAGAACUUUCGAAAGAUUGUUGGGAGCUUGAUCCUGCUUCUCUUCCUGCAGAUCUGCUUUAGAGGUUUUGAUGGGGAUAUUUUGGUGCUGUUUGUGUAGUUUUUCUUUUUCGAUGUAGCGGGUUUAUGGUGGGAGAUACCAAUGCGACUAAACACCAAUUAGGUAACUGAUAAUUUUGUAGCCAAUGGAGGUUAUUUGUAUGAAAUCUAAUCAUUUCCUCGGCUUUAUCAGCCUGUUUGUAUAUAGGUGAAAAGUGAAGAAAAUGUUCAAUAUGUAGGACUAUGAACAGAUUUUUGAUCGUUGUGUUAUUUGUCUUACCAUGAUAGCAUUAGUUCAUAGAGUAAUAGAGCAUUCAAUGUUUUGUU